AGAUCCCCUCAUCAUGUCUCUUCGGACUGUUGAAUGUCUGUUUGCUCAGUGUUUGGAGGAGAAGACGAGCGGACCACAUUAACGUGUUGAAACGCCAUUUAGCGUUGGACAGCGGAGGCAAGUGGGCUUUUCAAACAGCUUUGGCUUCUUUUAAUAUGAUAUCCGACGUUGUGAUACAUGUAUUGGUGUAUAAGGGGCCAUCCAUAUUUCUCGGCAUCUAAUUUUUUUUUUCCACCAGAGGAGUGAUAUAGCCUGCUCUGACGUCUGCAUCAGAUAUUACCCAGUGCUUUUUCAAUGUGCAUUUUCCCCUCAGUGACUUUGCGCUGAUCUACAUCAUCAUCAUCAGCAGCAGCAGCAACGGGGGGAAAAAAAGGGAAUGAAGAUUUCAUUUUUCUUUUUUUUAAACCCACCGCUCCCCUUCAGCCGACCAGCGUUCCCAGCUCAAACAAAUAUCUUUUAACAACAUCACGUUGUGGAAUAGUCUGGGCGCCGGAGCAUCGCUGGAACCAUGCCUCUUCUGCAGAUUUGGACUGGGAAAUUUCAUCCACCAAUUUGAUCACCAAGAGGCUGCUGCUCAGUCAUUCAUGCCAGUGUUUGUUUUUUUAAGGGGAAGAAGACUUGUCAUCACUUUUAAAAGUAUUGUGUAUGCUGUUUUUUGAGCAAGAUGUCUGAUCUUCUGGUGUUGGUCGAGGGGCUCUGUGACCUGCACGGAUUUCCAUAGCCGGGGAAGAAACAGCGGGGGCCAAUUACCACAUUUCUUUAUUUUUUUUUUUUUAUUAAAUCAAGAAGUCUGUUUUAAUGAAGACAUCGCAUGCGUAAAUGUAGGCUAGUUUAUUCGAUAUUUUUAAAAGGCAAUUAUUUUUUUAAUUGCCAGUUUUUACUUUGUGCAUUUUCUGGAGGGACCACUGGACUGGUUGGAUUAUAGAAACUAUAUAUAAGGAUUUGUGGAGAUGUUGGGUCGUCAAGAAGAUAAAUUAUGUGGAAUUUUCUCUGCUCUGGCGGCUUUGUCCUUCUUCUGCUUUGUUCAAAGCUCCUCCACUGGAAGCUCCGGAAUGUCUGUGGCCAAGACCACCGUGGACAAGUUGCUGAAGGGAUAUGACAUCCGUUUAAGGCCUGAUUUUGGAGGUCCUCCAGUCAUCGUAGGAAUGAGCAUCAACAUAGCGAGCAUCGACUCCAUCUCAGAAGUUAACAUGGACUACACCAUCACAAUGUAUUUCCAGCAGAGCUGGCGAGAUAAGCGCUUGGCCUAUGGUGAGCUGAAGCUAAACCUGACUCUGGACAACCGUGUAGCAGAUCAGCUUUGGCUCCCUGACACCUACUUCCUUAAUGACAAGAAGUCCUUUCUUCAUGGCGUGACGGUAAAAAACCGUAUGAUCCGACUGCACCCGGACGGCACUGUCUUAUAUGGGCUGAGAAUAACCACCACUGCUGCUUGCAUGAUGGACUUGAGGAGGUACCCUCUUGAUGAACAGAACUGCACCCUGGAAAUUGAAAGCUACGGAUAUACUAGAGAUGACAUCGUGUUCUUCUGGCAAGGAGGAGACAACGCUGUGACGGGCGUCGACAAGUUAGAGUUACCUCAGUUCUCCAUUAUAGACGUCCGCUUGGUGUCCCGGGAGGUCUGGUUUACUACAGGUUCAUAUCCAAGGCUUUCGCUGAGUUUCAGGAUUAAGAGGAACAUUGGAUAUUUCAUCCUGCAGACAUAUAUGCCCUCCAUCUUGAUCACCAUCCUCUCCUGGGUCUCCUUCUGGAUCAAUUACGAUGCCUCUGCAGCUCGGGUGGCCCUGGGUGUGACAACGGUGCUUACCAUGACAACAAUUAACACCCACCUUAGGGAGACUCUCCCAAAGAUUCCGUAUGUGAAAGCCAUCGACGUCUACCUCAUGGGCUGUUUUGUGUUUGUGUUCCUGGCCCUGCUCGAAUAUGCCUUUGUAAAUUAUGUGUUCUUUGGCCGGGGCCCUGCGCAACAGAAGAAAAUCAAUGAGAGGCUGAACAAAGCCAACAACGAGCGCACAAGAUACGAAGAGAAGCGCCUGAGGGAACAGGACUCCAUUUCCGUGCCGUUUCAAACCAACACCUUCAGGUCAUUUACACAGCGAAGAAAUCUGUAUCUCGAGGAACAAAGAAAAGUUGGGGUGGAUGCUUAUGGAAACAUCCUCCUCACCACACUGGAGAUGAACAACGAGGUGAUGCCUUCUGACGUGGGUAGCAGCGUCAGUGACUCUCGGAAUUCAGUCAUGUCCUUCGACAGCUCCGGGGUCCAAUUCAGGAAGCCCAUGGCGCCCCGAGAUGGCUUCAGCCACCACUCGCUGGACCGGAGCGCCAUGCGGAGCCGGGCCAACUGUCGGCUACGACGACGCUCCUCCAAGCUCAAGUUGAAAAUCCCAAACCUGUCAGAUGUUAGCACCAUUGACAAGUGGUCCCGGGUCAUUUUCCCUAUCACCUUUGGAUUUUUCAACCUAAUCUACUGGUUGUACUAUGUGAAUUGAUGUGCAUCCCACUAGGAAUCAUGGGCCAUAUUUUGAGAGCACAUUAAAUUGGCUUUGAUACAGUUCCAAAAUAUGUAUACACAUAUACAAGUUGAACAUAUGUAUAUGCAUAUUUCUAUAUAUUAUAUUUAUAUAUACACGUGUGAAACCUGAAGGACCUCUCUGCUGUACAAAGUAUUAAUAGGAUGACUUGAAUGUUUAAGAAUAAUUGUGAGAGAAGAAUUUCAAGGCUUUGAGUUUCUUUUUCCUCCUGAAAGAAAGAAAGAAACAAACAAACACGAGAUCCCAUCCGGGGGUUUUUGGAACUAAAGACUGCAUGAUAUUUUUGCUAAAAAAAAACACAAGGAAAAAAAGCGAAAGUGAAAGCUCUUGAGAGAGAAAAGAUGUCUCAGAGUCCCAUUGACUUUUUAUUGACACUUAUUGUAAUCAGAAAUCCUCUACUGCAGCUCAUGAAAUUAGUGGUGGCUCAUCUGUUCAGGCAUCAGCUGAGUGAGAUCCUUGACACCCCCCCUUCCCUCCCUCCACCAGCCCCACCGCCCUCACCCACCCCGCCCAUGGAUAACAUGCACGGAAAUCUCCGGUUCUACUAUGUACAGCAACCUUGUUUGGAUUAUGUGUUGUUCCUUGGGUUUUUUGAAGUGAUAUCGUUCUCUUUAUCAGACAUCAGCUCUGGCCUAAUGGGCUCCGCGUGGAUGGUAUGAUUGACCGCCGCAUUCCCGCCCAGAGUCAACGCAAAUUUGUGUUCCUUUCUCUUCUCAUGUUAUUUUUAGAAACACGUCCUUGGGGGAGGGGUGGGGGGUCUUUUUCAUUAUGGUUGAAAACAAGUGCUGAUUAUUGUAGAUAUGAUUUUGUCUUGAAAAAUACUGUGAUUUCAGAGGGUGUCGGAACAUGUUCUAGAGCUAGGGCAUUAUGAGAUAAAAGAGUCAAAGGUAUGCAUUACUCAUUUUGAUUGUGUGGAAAAAAAAAACAUAUUCUAUACAUUUUAUCAUUCAGUAUUCUCAUGAAAGUAUACUUGUACUGUUGAUUUCCUCCUAUUGAUUGAUUCCCAUGCUCUUUAGAUGCAGAGUUCAUUGACGUCAUAUCCUGCUUUGUGUUCGCUGAAAGGAAAUGGGAGGCUUUUGUGAUUGAAAUGAUUCCACAGUGACAAUGUGAGGACAUAUAUAUUCAAAAGAGUCAACAUAUCAGCCCGCAGUUUGACCAGUUGUCAUUCAGUAUACAGUAUUUUUUUUUGUUUGUUUGUUUGUUUGUUGAGCAUUUGUGUUGGAGUCGCAGUUUGUGAAGGCGAGAUAAUUUGAUUGGGAUUGUAAAGGGCAGCCCGGGCUGAAGACGUGAGGAGAAGGAUUCAACAUUUCACACUCAAACUCAAUCAGUGCCAUCACACAAACGCUCCGAACCCCGAGGAUCCGAAACAUCAGCCUAAUCAGGAAUGAUGCACUGAUUCUGGGGGAGAAAAUGUGUGAUAAAUAGCCAUGAAUUGAGAACCAAAAGGCCUAUAAUCCAUGUGCAUUAUUGUUUUGUUUUGCUAUCAAGCACACACACACACACACACACACACACACACACACUGCAUUUCCAGUGCUCAGGUUCAUUUGUAAAUGGAAAAAGUACUUUAGGACCUUGAUUUUGUUUUUAAUUCAACUGGAUAACAGUGAUGUGCAGGGCAUGAAUGACUCUUUUUACUGACUCGGGAGUGACAAGUCCUCAUCCCCACUAACUCGUUCACUGACUCACCCCUACCUGCUACUAGCUAGUAUGCAAAGGCCAGACAAUGUGGUACUCACACUAUUGCGCAACUCUUAUAUUCACUGUAUUUCUGGAAAUGUCUCGAGUUAAUUAACCUUGACCACUUUGGCGCUUGUUUCAACACAGUGUUCGCUCUGCCAGCCCAGAGCUGAAGGUCUGACUCGGGCUGCUAAUUAUUUUUCUCUUUCAAGUAACCGUCGUGAAAUGACUCGUUUUACUAUCAGAGUUUGAUCCAUUUGGUCUGAUAACAUUUGAAAAGUCUAGAGGAGCCACAUGAUUAAGUUAUUUUAUCCCCAUUCAAGUUAGAGGAGGGCUAAACCGGAAUUUAAGGGCAGUGCACAUGCCUUGUUUGCAUUGUUGUUAGUGCAGAUGCAUAGAAGGCAUGCUCAAAAGUGAGAGCAACACCCUUGUGGCACACAGCAAUGAGCACCGCAUCUCAUUUGAUGAGGGACAACCAAUCACAGUUGAUAUCAUAAAUAUCUGUCUAUGGUAAAUAUGAAUAAAUUAUCCAUUUGAGUGCAGGGCUUUACGAUCUGUCCCACAGAUAAUUUAACAUAUUCAAAACAAAGCCUGAAAGAAGAUCAGCUUCGAACUCAGGAUUCUAGUAAGAAGGCCGUGAUACAGUGGUACUGAUCACUUUGCAAUGUCAGGCGCAACCUCUGAAAGCUGGCACAGAGUAGGCACAACAGCAGCAUCUAGCGCUCAACCUUGUUUUUUCCAGGAGGUAAAAGACGCAGAACGUGUCCGCAAAAGUCUCUGGUGCGUGAGCUCUAUGGCAGUUGGAGCCGGUGGGGCUUUCAUCUCUCUGUGGGUAACGGACUUGGUGAUUCAAGUGAGUCAGCAAAAAGGGUCGAACCUCUAAUCUCUGCUGGAUAAUCACGUGUUUAUGGGUUGAAUCCAAAUCAGUCACCAAAUAAAAGCCAAACAGACAAUGAAGGGAAAUUAAAAAAUUACAUAUAACACAUCCUCCCGUGCCUGUUUGGCUUCAUCUGAAGUGCAGAUCAGCAUCUUCUUUGCAUCAUCUCCACUUCAGGCACAAACAGGCUCCACUGGGAGCAACAGGCUCCUAGUAAAACCUGCACAACCAAAUCUACCAGAAAGGUCCUAUAGCAAAAAGAAAAAAGGUGAUUGGCUGAUUAGAAUACACAGUGUGGUCCUUGAGAACUAUACAUAUGGAAAAGAGAUGGAAAUUUUCAUAUACAGUACACAAGCACGUGGGGAUAAGAGGAAGAUGGAAGGGCUGCAGAGAAAUCAAUUUAUCAUCAGAAAUAUCCACUCCCCUCUGGAGCGCUGAGUGUAGUAUGCUUAAGGUGUCCUCAAAAAAGAAAUACUGACCAAAAACCAAUUUGUCUCCGCAAGUCAGAGAGAAGUUUGUACAGGCCCGAGCUGUGAUCCCAGUUCCGUAUUUCUUUUUGUUUAAAUUUCAUUCAUCAUUGUCAUUUGUACUGUUGAAGCAAAAGGAAAAAAGAACGAAAAAAAAAGAUUCCCCUUCAAAUAUCCAGUAAUCCCUGAAAAUAUACAGGAAGUAUCUAAAAUGGUGAGAGUAACAGGAAGAUGUACUGAGCUGAGUGUUAUGUUUCUGUCUGCAGUUGAACAAUCUGUUGUUUGUCUCCCAGUCAACUGUGAGAUCCAAGGGAUUACAUGACCAAAACAUAGUGAUAGUCUUUAAUGUGAAGAAAGUAAAUUUGUUGUUAUUUAUGAGAAAGUUGGCAACGAGUCAACGGGUGCCACAAUGAGCUAAAUUAGCAGUUUCUAUUGUGUUACAUAGAGAAUACAUAUUCAGUAUUAUACUGUAGUUGACAGGUGAGAUUAAAGCCUGAGGAAGUGGCUUAAUGUGCACAAAUUUUUAAAGCUGCCAAAUGGAAGUAAGAUUGAAAUGCAAUGAACUUGAAUUCAGUAGCAUCAGUUGUUUCAACAUGGGUGUGUUAUGCUAGUAGCGGCUAAUGUAGCCUCGGGGCGCCAGCCUCAAGCAGGGCAGGCUGUUCUCUUUCACUGUUUGUACUUAUACCUAUGAAAAGUAAUGCACUAUAAUUCGUAUGUAACCCAUGUAAUCAUGAGCCAGGAGGCUGUGAUCAUGUGAUUUACACGCUGCAGGUUGUCCUCCCUCAUUCGACAGAAGCAAAGAAGGAAGUAAGGUGAGGUAGAUAAAUAAAGAGCGAGAGGGUCUGCUUACAGAAGGUCGGGGUGGUGGAUGGGUCAAACAAACACAGGACUUUCACCCAGACAAACCAAUCUUCAGAUUCAAUGUUGGCAUUGCACGUUUCUGCAAACCACGGAUACAUUACAUUUGCAUGGUAUUAUGUAGCGGAUACAUUGAAACUUCACGUUUUCAAUGAUGCUUAAUGUGUAGUUAGGUUUAGGCACAAACAUUACUUGGUUACUGUUAGAAAAAGAUCAUGUUUUGUCUUAAAAUACCCACUUUGGGGGCACAAUCCCUCUUGUAAAGGCAGUAAUGUCUUUGUAAAAAGCAAUCACUUUUCAUGGCACUAUUCCCGCUGGAAAAAACAGCCACAGGCACUAAAACAUCCCCCACAUUUGGGGGCUGAAAGUUGCGAGAAAAAGAGCCUAGCUUCCCUAAAAUAAGAAAAAAUGGGGUGCCCCAAAAGUUGAUGGAAACCGCGAUGACUUGCUAAAAACCGUCCACUUUUGUUGUUUGUUGGUCUCGAACAGUAGUCUGCCACCCACCAACCCCUCCACCUCCAGAUGACAAAGUCAGCCCAUAUACAUGAUUGUGGGUAUGAAAUGUAUAAGUGUAACGUAUUUGUGGUUUGCAGAAAUGUACAAUGCCAGCAUUUUCUUCUGCUAACUGAGCUGACCCAGGAGACUGGGGUCCAUGUGAGUUACUUUAAGAUAUUUACAAACGUAACAUCAUAUCAUAACAUUACCUCAAGUAUUUAACGUGACAGCGCUCAACCAUGAUUCUAUUCCUACACCUAACUUAACUGGUAGGGGCGCUAAUUUCCAAGAUAGCAAAGAACCCCCACAGAUUAAUUUCAUCUUCAAACUUACAGUCUUCAGACCCAACUGAGGCCAACUCAAGUGACAUCACUUAGGAGCAUAUAUCAGACUUCACACAUCUCCCUUCUGGAGCCACAAAAGGCUUUAAAAUUAUUUUCUUUUUUUUCACAAAUGCAGUAGUUCUGCCCAAGACCUGUAAACAGACUUUGGUGUGCCAAAUUGUUGGAGUUCCCCUUUAACUAACGACAUCUCUGAGAUAUGCAUGCUGCAAUUUAAACAGUCUCAUUCAAGAUGCUGCAAUGAAGUCAUCAUUACUAGAUACGAUUCUCUUUUUGCCAAUUGGUGUUUGCAAUAAAAUAAAGAGCAGAUCUUAAUUGUUUUCCGCAGUAUAUAUUACUUCAGGGUUGGCGCAGGAGGAUAUGAUGUUAGCUGUGGAAAGAAGCGCCUGUGUCAGGGGUACCAGGCGCUUUUGAGGUGGUGAUUGCCGAUGUGCACAUUCACACUCAUGUUUCAGGUAACCUUGUUCUUUAGAAUGAAAAUAAAGGAAGCUGGUAAUAGUUAGUGAAUGCAAGUUCAUUCAAAUAAAACCCUUUACAAAGUUUUUUUUUUUUUUCAUUUAUUUUGCAUCAUUUCAUCCUGGUCUGCACACUAACAGCUCGUCAAACUGUUCAACGACAAUAUGAUGGAUUUUUACUAAGAGUUGAUUCAGAGUGUGAGGCCAGAGGAUACCAUUUGUUCCGGUGCAAAACAAGCACUUAUUGUUUGGAAAACUAUGGGACAACCAUAAGUGUUAUUUAACUGAAACAAUGGAACGUGUUUAACCAGAAAGAAUCCAUCUGCUCUGUGGUUUCAACUUGCACUUACAUUUUGUAAGGCAGACUAACACGAGAAUCAAAUUCCCAUUCAGGUUGGUUUAUUCCCAGAAAUGAAUACAAACAUGCCAAUUCAGGCAUUAACGUUUAUGUUUUGAAACAGUUGAUGCAUAUAUUUAAUGAACUCCAAACGCAUACUGAGGAGAAACAUUAGCAGCCCUUGCAUGCACGCAAAAUAUACACACCCCUCAUUUAACUCAGAACAUGUAUUACCUGCUUUCUGGACAUGAUAUCAGCACAUUCAUCCCAAAAGCUGUGAGGAUCUUCUGUUCUAUGCUUUUCCUUAAGGAUAUUUGCUUAUACGAGAGAGAAGACAGAUUUCUUUUGACACAUAUGUUCAAGGAGCAGAGGAGGAGAAAAAAAAGUGUUGAACUGAUUUCAAUGUGAAUUUUCUUGCCUCUAGUGUAUAUGUGUAAUUACAUGUGAAUUGUACUGUAAAUAUGAUAUCUUUCACUUAAUAGUUCUUAAUGCAUGAACAAAAACAUGGCAGUUCGUAAUACCAGCUAGCCUCACUGCUAAUGGCAUGGACAGCUUCUCUAGCAUUGGCAUACUUCUGCAAACGAAACCUAAAAAAAAAAAACAAAAAAAAACGAAACACAAGAAAUACAUGGUGUGGACAAAAUAAUGGAGAAAUCAAUGCAAAGUCCUCUCACAGUGAAGGAGUUUCUGGUGGCUCUGAGCUUGUAUUGGUUCACCUGCUCCCUCAAGAACAAGGCUAAGGCUGCCACUGGAUAUUGCAGUAUGUCUUAGUUCACUGUCAGCGAACGGGAUGGUGACAUCUUGAAUGAAAUUCUCGAGUUGGGUUUUCCCAUUUACCAUACCGGAAUUAAGGAUUUGCAGCAGAUUUCAGCACAGUAUGCCUGCAGCGUUUACCUCAGCCAUCAACAAAUCACUGAAUCGUCCAGGAAUCUGCUAAAAAUACUAAGGGCAUGAUCGGCUAGCUGGCUUAUAGAGGCUAGAGGAGCAGGAUAGCCUUAAGAAGGCGAGUGGGAUGUUCUUUUCCUGUUCCUCAAUAAGACAGUCACGUGUGCCCUUGAGCAAGGCACUUAGCCAAUUGCCCAAGUGCAGCUGCUCACUUGCUUACAAUAGAGGUCUAUGUCUGUGUGGGUUAGCUCCCAGAAGCAAAUAUGUUUAGCUAUGUGAGGGUAUUAAUAGGAAAUUGUCCCCUGGAUAAAUGCAAAGAUAAAACAGUUCCACAAGUGUCCCUUGGUUCUGUUAAUGAGAGGUCCGGUGUGAAGGAUUUAGGGGGAUAUGUUGGCAGAAAUUGAAUAUAAUAUCACAAGUAUGUUUUCUUUCGUGUAUAAUCACCUGGAAAGAAGAAUCGUUGUGUUUUCGUUACUGUAGAAUGAGCCGUUUAUAUCUACAUAUGAAGCGGGUCUUAGACCACUGAGAUCGCCAUGUUUCUACGGUAGCCUAGAACGGACUAAACACCAAACACUGACUCUAGAUAGGGACAUUAAGAGAUUUUACUGGUUUAAUUCAACGGGUUCAUUUGUUUUAGAGAAGCGGAGGAGACCUCUGUGGAUAAUUCCACUCCUGGUAAAAUCCACCUGAACAUCUGGAUCUUAAGUUGUCAGUUGUUAAGUUGUAGAGAAACAGAUUUUAAACUUGAUACUGCUUUCGUCAGAGUUUUUUUUACCGCUUUAAAUCACCUGGUCCGUUUGUUUUAAGAGGAAAAGACAUCUCAGAAUAAUUCAGUUCCCGCUAAAAAACAUCUGAACUGUGAACGCUGAAAGAAAUCUAACCUGGAGAAGUUUCAGCUGGUUGCAAGCUGCAAUUCUUGCCACUAGAUGCCACUACUUCCCCCAAAAUCUUACACACAGCUCCUUUAGGCCUUUUGUUGUAGUGUGAUUAUACUUUGUCAUUUUUUUGUUGACUCCAGUCUUCAUGUUAGGGCGUUUCAUCUGGGAUUACACCAAUCCCAGAUAACAGAUAUGCACGACGGGCCAAACCUGUGAACACAAAAGUGUUGUGUCAGUCAUGAAUAGCACGGAGCCCAACCUCCGAUAAAAGAGUGGACCAUAAACACGAAAGAAAAUUUCAUCCACCAAACACCAGAACUUGGCUGACAGACUCCUCACUGUUGGAGGAACUUUUGCUGGUGCAUUCAUUAUUUUGUAUGUACCGUGUAGGUUUUGUUUUGCAUGACCUGAGUUUUGAAAGGUUUAUUUUCAUAUAUUUUUACUCCACGCCAUCCGAAUUCAUCUCCACAGCCAGGAAAAGAAAGAUCCAGUGUUUACAUGCUCAAAUUGCACUUGUUUUACAGCCAGCUCUAUAAAAUCUUGUGAAACAAACUGUUCGUAAAACUGGAGGAAAAAUGUAAACGUAGAACGUACAUGCUGUGAUUCAUGCGAAUCAUGAAUAUGUACUUCUAUACAAUGUAUUU
Epinephelus fuscoguttatus (brown-marbled grouper) is the source of this 10448-nucleotide messenger RNA. It is a transcript of the gene gabrb4, whose product is annotated as gamma-aminobutyric acid type A receptor subunit beta4. Gene Ontology annotation, biological process: regulation of membrane potential; nervous system process; chemical synaptic transmission. The record is from RefSeq and is a predicted model, not a curated record. The transcript is spliced from 10 exons. Lineage: Eukaryota; Metazoa; Chordata; Actinopteri; Perciformes; Serranidae. Gene Ontology annotation, molecular function: GABA-A receptor activity; neurotransmitter receptor activity; extracellular ligand-gated monoatomic ion channel activity. Bases 951 to 2489 code for a protein of 512 amino acids. Gene Ontology annotation, cellular component: GABA-A receptor complex; synapse; neuron projection.